Messenger RNA from Leishmania braziliensis MHOM/BR/75/M2904, 2001 nucleotides. The record is from the annotation of a RefSeq genome assembly. Lineage: Eukaryota; Euglenozoa; Kinetoplastea; Trypanosomatida; Trypanosomatidae.
AUGAAGGACGCCAUGGAUGACUGGAAGCGAUUCCGCCGCGACCGAAUCGCCAGCGUUGAGGUGUUCGAGAAGCUCACAGAGAGUAGCGACCUUGUCAGGGUUCGAUCAUCGAACAUUCGGGUAGGAGACCUGUUCAUCUUGCUCCAAGACCAGUGUGUGCCGGCUGACUCUGUCGUACUGCACACCUCUGAGAACACGGGUACGAUAUUCAUCCAAACCGAUCAACUCGAUGGCGAGACUGAUUGGAAGAUGCGCUACCCGCUGAACUCUACCAAGAGUCUCACAUGCGCCGAACUUCCCUCACUGCGCUUUAACAUUAACUGCGACGCGCCUCACAAGGACAUCUACACCUUCGCUGGCACCCUCGACAUGGCCAACAGGCAGAGCGAGUCGAUGACGAUGGAAAAUGCAAUCUGGUCGUCGUGUGUGGUGGCAACAGGCACGUUGGUGGCUGCGGUCGUGUACACGGGUAGAGAAACACUCAGCUCUCUCAACUCCACUAACCCGCGCAACAAGGUCGGCCUCAUCGAGCGCGAGCUCAACCUGAUCGCGGCUCUGUACUUCCUGCUGCUUCUGCUUCUCUCCUUUCUUCUCGUAGCACAGCAGCAGUUCCGUGGAGACGUUGCCGUCACUUUCGUGCGAUUCUUCGUUCUUCCCUCCGCCAUGAUUCCCAUCGCGAUGCGCGUGAACGUGGACGUUGGUCGCCUUACAACUCGUACGAUAUGUCGCAUGACCCCCACAUUCCAAGUGCCGUGGCCCGCACCACAAACCUUCCAGAGGCGUUCGACCGCCUGCGCUACCUCUUUUCUGACAAGGCCGGCACACUCACAGAAAAAAAAAUCAAGAUGAGACUUCGUGCCAUGCAGGUGGGACCCGCUACAGCGCUAACGGACCACGUCACUGAUCGCCUGGCGUGCGCCCUGCAAGAGUACUUUGGCGCGGGCAAUGGGGGAGCGGGGUCGCGCCUCCUCUUUCAUAACGUCUUCACGCGCCUUGGUGGGAGUAAUGCGAAGUAGUGGGUCCGAGAUGUGCAUCGCGUUGGCGACCUCAUCAGAGCCAUCGUGUUUUGCCCCAAUGUGAGCCCAGUGAUGGAGGAGGAACCGGUGGUCCUCAGCGCCAACGGUGCAACAGUGCUACCGUGGCGCGGUACAGCUGUGUCUCUACCCCAGCACAGCCGAUAUGAUGAGUGAACCAACUGACUACCAGGCCUUCUCACCAGACGAGGUGGCGCUGGUCAAGCUCUGCCGCUCUCUGGGUGGUGCAUUGACUUAUCGAGACCUCACAUCAAUGGCCUUCACCGUCGGUGGCGUUGCGCAGCUGCAUACCUACACCACUGUCAAGAUGUUCCCGCUCUCAUCGGAGGGCAAGUGCAUGGGCAUCAUCGUGUGCGAGCGCACAGGGAGCUGCAGCGGCGGCAAAGCCCAGGAAACCGUCAAGUUCUCUAUGAAAGGCGGGGAUGCGAAGAUGGCAUCAGUGAUACGCCGAUCGGAUUGGCUGAACGAGUGCUGCCAGGAAGUGGCGCAGAUGGGCCUGCGUACACUCGUUUUUGCCAUUCGCACGCUCAGCGAGGACAUGCUCAACAUCUUUCUGCGGCAGUACGAGGCUGCCAUGUCUAUCUCCGGUGAAGGUCGAGCAGAGGCGAUAGAGGCGGCGAUGAAGCUGUUGGAGAGAGAGAGAGAGAUGACGCUCAAUGGGGAGACAGGGGUGGAAGACGAGUUACAAGACGAUGUUAUGGUUUCUCUCGAGGCGCUCGGCAUGUGCAGCAUCAAGGUGUGGAUGCUCACUAGUGGCAAGGUCGAGACUGCCGCCACCAUCGGCCGGUCGACUCGGCUUAUUCUCCGCCACUGCAGAAUCGAGUACCUGUGCGGGAUGGCCCCACCAGAUAUUGACCCUCGCCUGCGCGAGCUGCAGGAAGAGUAUUUUCUUCGUCGCCGUUUCGUUUUGCACUGUUCCGGAAACCAUGACAGCUCAGAGUCUGCACACCUCUUUCCUCCUCUUUAA